Pygocentrus nattereri (red-bellied piranha) is the source of this 2559-nucleotide messenger RNA. RefSeq names its product protocadherin alpha-8-like. Gene Ontology annotation, cellular component: plasma membrane. The record is from RefSeq and is a predicted model, not a curated record. Gene Ontology annotation, molecular function: calcium ion binding. NCBI's taxonomy places the organism in Eukaryota, Metazoa, Chordata, Actinopteri, Characiformes, Serrasalmidae. Gene Ontology annotation, biological process: homophilic cell-cell adhesion. The coding region runs from base 157 to 2559 and encodes 800 amino acids. The transcript has a single exon.
CUGUGUUUGAUUGUAAAGGCUUCUUCCAGCUCUAUCUUGCGACGACAUUAGAUUAUCUGAUAUUUUGUGAAAAUGUUAACCUUAGCUGCUAGUCCACUUAAUGUAAAUAGUUUUAUGAAGUGAUUAAAAGGGCAGUGUUUUUCUCCUUUGUCCUAAAUGGAAUUUUCAGGGAUGGAAAACGGAAGACAAAGGCGAACGUUGGAUAGCUGGGUGUUUGCUAUAUGCUUCUCUCUGCUGUUUUGCUUUGAGGACCAGGUCUCGGCUCAGAUAAAAUAUUCUAUUCCAGAGGAAGUAAAAGAGGGCACCAUCGUGGGAAAUGUUGCUAAAGAUUUAGCUCUCGAUAUCAACAAUUUGGUGGACAGACGGUUCCGCAUUGUUUCUGGAUCUGAGGAUGCGCUUUUCCAGGUAAACGAGAACAAUGGCCUCCUGUAUGUUGUUAAGAGAAUCGAUAGAGAAGCUAUAUGUGCCAGUAGCAGAGCUUGCUGGGUUAAUCUAAAAAUCAUUGUCGAAAAUCCUCUGGAGAUUCAUUACGUGGAGGUUGAAAUUACUGAUGUAAAUGAUCAUUCGCCUAGUUUCACAGAAAAAGAUCAGCUGUUUGAAAUACCGGAAUCGACUUUGCCAGGGGAAGAUUUUCAGCUGCAGUCAGCACAGGACCCUGAUUUUGGGACGAACUCGGUUCGUUUUUACAAACUGAGCCAAAGUGAGCAUUUUGAACUUGAACUUCGAGACAAUGGGGUAGAGCGAAAAAUUCCUUUUUUAAAGUUACGUAUAUCAUUGGACAGGGAGCAACAAAACAGACACCAUUUAAUACUGACUGCUAUUGAUGGUGGACGUCCACCAAAAUCAGGAAGCAUGGAUAUAAACAUUACAGUUCUGGAUGACAAUGAUAACCGGCCAAAAUUUACUCACGAAGUUUAUUCUGUUGAAAUACAAGAAAAUUCCCCAGUUGGAUUUUUUGUGGUGAAAGUCAAUGCCACUGAUGCAGAUGAAGGUCAGAACGGUGAAAUUGUUUAUUCAUUUGUUAAAAACCUUGACAGAGAAAUAUAUGAUGUAUUCAGUUUAGAUACAAAUUCUGGGGAAAUUAGAGUGAAAGGAAAUAUAGAUUUUGAAAUAAAUACCGUUUACAGAUUUGGCAUAACAGCCUCAGACAGAGGGCAUCUACCGAAGGCGAGCAGUUGUAGAGUUGUAAUUAAAAUCGUUGAUGUAAAUGAUAAUAAGCCAGAGAUAGAUGUUACUUCCCUAUCUGAUGUAGUACUGGAAAAUUCAAAUCCAGGAACUGUUAUUUCUCUCAUUAGUAUAACAGACAAAGACUCUGGCAUCAACGGCAAAGUUGUUUGUAGCAUAUCAGAAAAUGUGCCAUUUGAACUGAAACCUUCGUUUAAAGAGAACAUGUAUUCCUUAGUUACAAGCGGACGCCUAGAUCGCGAGCAUAAUGCCCAUUAUGAGAUCAUAAUUACAGCUACAGACCUGGGACACCCGAGCCUCUCUGCAGUAAGAAAGUUAAGCUUACAAAUAUCAGAUGUAAAUGACAACAGCCCAGAAUUUCCCCAGAAUCCUUUGGAGCUGUACCUAACUGAAAAUAACACCCCGGGUGCAUCUAUAUUUUCUGUUAGCGCCCUAGAUGAAGAUUUAUAUGAAAAUGCUGCGGUAAAUUACCAAAUUGUUAGAGGAGAUGCGGCACAACCUGGCAUAGCGUCGUUCCUGAACAUCAAUUCUGAAACAGGUGUUAUUCGUGCGCUAAAGAGUUUUGACUUUGAAACCUCCAAAACUUUCCAGUUCCACGUGCUCGCUACUGAUUCUGGAACUCCAGCACUGAGCAGCAACGUCACAGUGAACGUGUUCAUUUUAGAUCAGAACGACAACGUUCCAGUGAUCUUAUAUCCAGUCAGCUCUAACGGAUCUGCUGAAGGUGUGGAGGAGGUUCCCCGUAAUGUGAACGCAGGACAUUUGGUGACUAAAGUGAGAGCCUAUGACGCAGAUAUAGGAUACAACGGCUGGCUAUUAUUUUCACUGCAGGAAGUGAGCGACCACAGUCUGUUUGGUUUGGACCGCUAUACAGGACAGAUAAGGACCCUUCGCUCAUUCACAGAAACAGACGAGGCUCAGCAUAAACUGGUCAUACUGGUCAAAGACAAUGGCAACGUUUCACUUUCAGCAACAGCGACCGUGAUUAUCAAAGUUGUGGAGCCCAAAGAGGCUUUUGCAGCUUCUGAUGUUAAACACGCAGUAAAAGACGAGGAGGACAAUGACGUCACAUUUUAUCUGAUCAUCACUCUGGGCUCAGUUUCAGUGCUUUUUGUCAUCAGUAUCAUUGUGCUGAUUGUAAUGCAGUGCUCCAAAUCUACAGACUGUUCCUCCAAGUACUUACAAGAUACUAAUUAUGAUGGAACACUAUGUCACAGCAUCCAGUACAGAUCAGGAGAUAAACGGUACAUGUUAGUUGGACCAAGAAUGAGUAUCGGUUCUACUAUAGUCCCAGGCAGUAAUGGGAAUACUCUAGUGGUACCAGAUCGCAGGAGGAGAACUUCUGGAGAGGUAAGAGUGCUUUAUUUUAAAUGA